CACUGACUUUGGUAGCAGGAAUACCAAGAAAGGAAAUAUAGCGCCGCUAGCUCAACAUCACAUUGUGAGUUGGCCACAGCGCACUAUAACUCCCAAGAAAACCAAGAUUUCAACACUCUGAACUGAGUCCAAUCUUUGAGGCGCUCAUGGGCCAAUGGCAUCAGUGCUACGUCCUAGCCCGUGUCAAUCGGCAUUAUCAGUGCAUUGUCGGCCUGGAUCAUCAAUGGCUCUACGGGAAAUAUGCGCUUGAAGCUGUCGUGCGAUUUAUGAGAGCAUGUCAACAUCCCUUCAAUGUUCAUUCCAUACUUUCCGAGUUGAACCAUAUGGACUUCCACUCAGAUGCGGACCCUUAUGCAGACACUAGAACAUUAUAGUAUCACUGCUAUGGGGCUGCAUCUCAACUGCCGAAUCGACACUUCGUUUCAUCUUUACGGACAUGCCGAGGGUUUCGCGCAUAGGUGAGGCACUGGCUGCUGCUAGGCUCCAAUGUACGAAUUUUAAUAAUUAUGGCAUAACUGUAUUUGACAUCACAGACCCUGCCAACCCUCGCUACUGCUUUGUCAGUAUUAAUGGCCCUAUGGACGCCGUGACUGAUGAAUA
This is a messenger RNA of Cantharellus anzutake, 600 nucleotides long. RefSeq lists its product as uncharacterized. The record is from RefSeq and is a predicted model, not a curated record. The transcript has 3 exons. NCBI's taxonomy places the organism in Eukaryota, Fungi, Basidiomycota, Agaricomycetes, Cantharellales, Hydnaceae. The coding region runs from base 147 to 374 and encodes 75 amino acids.